CAACGUAGGUCGAUUUCUUGCCCGCGGUCAGAAAGGCUUGCCUCUCGACGACUAUUGCGCAACCGAGCAUACUCGGCCAACGAGCAGCCGGCCUCUCUCCCGUGAGAGAGAUUCACGCUGCCGGCCAUGGUCAACACCCCGCCGGCCAAGGCCGUCUCCGAGGGUCGUCGCGAGAGGGAGACGUUCAGGUCCGCGCCCCAAAAUGCCUCUUUCAGGGCCUCGGAGACUUCUCGUCAACGUAAUCUACGCUUAUCUUAUUAUUAAAAUCCCUAACCGACUCUACAGAUAUGACUCUUCCUUGAUCGCACAUACAGUCUACAACGACCCCAACAAUCUUAAGCCAUCCUCGGAACUUCGAUCAUGUCCCGAUGCGGCACUCACGUCUUUCGCUGAGCUUGGCGCUUUACGUCUGAAUGCGACCCGGGCCAUGAUAUCCCUCUUCGACAGCAAAUAUCAGUACGUUAUUGCUGAAGCUACGCAGUCACUAGCCCUGACUCCCAACACCAACCCUCCCGAAUCCCAACGCGGCGAUAUUGACCAGUUGCUACUGUGCGGUACUGCCAUCCCACGAUCAUCCGGUAUCUGCGAGCUCAUCCUCUCAGUUUCGGAUCAUCUUGACGACCAACAUCCUUCGGGACCCCAUCUGCUACCUGUCACAGUUAUUCCCGACCUUUCCGCAGAUCCAAGGACCUCGCAGCGAGCAUUUUGUCUCAACACGCCGCAAUGCCGGUUUUAUGCCGGAGUGCCGAUUCGUUCCCAAAGCGGUAUACACAUUGGCGUCUUCAGUGUGUACGGAGACACCUCGCGCGAGAAGUUUGACGAUGUGUCCACUCAACUCAUGCAGGAUAUUUCGAAAGUUAUCUUGAACUAUUUGGACGCCAGACGGAACAGGGAUGAUCACCGACGUGCCGACAGAAUGGUCCGUGGUGUUGGUAGCUUCAUCGAGGGCAAGAGUACUAUGUCGGGAUGGCGACAAAAGAAUAACGUUGACUCGUUCGACGACCACCCAUCUUUCGAGGGAGCCCUAAACAAGAAUCAGCAAAAUAUUGAACAGCAUAAAGAGAUGGUGGCUUAUCAAGCUUUUUUGACAAGGCAAAAUCAGUCGUCUACUGCUGCGAUACAGAACGCGACACAGCCCAAAGCUCAAGCAGCCGAGGCUCAGCCAGUCUCACCGGCGGCAGACACUCGGCCUCUUCCUCAACCGCAUCAAGACCCAGCAUUACCAUCUGCGUCUGGUACCUCUCUGGACAAUCUUCGAUUCGGAUCAGAUGGCGUUUCACACGAAGAUGUCGAUACACACACAGCACAAAUUCGACGCAUUUUCUCCAAGGCAGCCAACAUUGUCCGGGAAGCUAUAGAAGUCGAGAGCGUGCUAUUUGUGGACGCCAGCAUCGGGUCUUUUGGAGGGCUCGCUGCCCCCAAAGCCUCUCACACGAGAACUUCCAGAGGCCGCGGCUCAUCUUCCUCCUCUAGUGACGAGCAGAUUAGUCCAGGUUUAGACGGAGGGACUAGGUUGAGCAGCGAUGGCGACCAGGAUGAGAACCUUUGCUCAGUCCUUGGCUUCUCGAGCUCGUCUAUCUCGAGCGUGGACGGAAAUCUACCUUCCUUGAGCCACAACUCCGUUUCUGAGAGGUUCCUUUCGAAACUGUUACGAAGGUAUCCAGAAGGCAAAAUUUUCAACUUUGACGAGAACGGCUCUAUUCAAUCUAGCGACCAUUCCGGCGACGACCAUGGCGCCCAGUCAGAGACACCACUUCAGGAGUUCCGAGAGUACAUCAUGGGGACAGCCCAGGAGGAACAACACCGAACUAUCUCCAGCAGGAAACGAAGCAAUGCCUACUCCAGACGAAACGAAGGGAAAACGCUUAGCGGUCUGUUUUCCGGGACUCGAAGCAUGGCCAUUAUACCUUUGUGGGACAUACAAAAGCAACGUUGGUAUGCAGGCGGAUUCGCCUGCACCAAGACUCCGACCCGAGUCCUUACCAUCGAAGGUGAGCUCAGCUAUUUACGUGCUUUUGCAUCAGUUGUCAUGUCAGAGGUCGACCACGUCAGCUCGAUGUUAGUCGACAAGGCGAAGACGGACUUGUUGAGCUCGCUUUCCCAUGAGCUACGCUCGCCGCUCCACGGCAUAAUUCUUGGCGCAGAGUUGAUGCACGACACCACCAUGGACGCCUUUCAAGGAGAGACACUUGUCUCGAUCGAGAACUGUGGCCGCACACUCUUGGAAACCAUAGACCACCUUCUGGACUGGAGCAAGAUUAAUAACUUCAUCGGGCCUUCGAAGCAGCGACGGAAUUCUCUUGCGCUCGGCGAGCGAGGCCUGAGAGCUCGGGAUCAGAAAAUUACCAUCGAAGCUGGCAUGAUGAGCAUUACAUCAAAUGUCGAAGUCGAUGUUCUGUCUGAAGAAGUUGUGGAGAGCGUCUGCGCCGGCUUUAGCUACCAACGCGUGUCUGUGGCACAACUUGCGGGCAACAGACCGGCAGAGCACGCCGAUACCACUGCCAUACGCAGGCUUGACAGUAUGCAAGCAAUGGAAGAAAUGGCGACGCGAACAAACAAACUAGGGGACCUGCAACUCAUCCUCGGCGAUGUAUCCGUCACCUUUGACAUUUUCCCCGCAAUCUCUUGGGCUUUCCAUACGCAGCCGGGCGCUUUGAGGCGAAUUAUCAUGAAUCUCCUAGGAAAUUCGCUCAAGUACACGCACAAGGGAUUCGUCAACGUCAAUGUCACCCAGCUUCCACAGCGCACUGAUGCACCGUCCAAAAGGGCCAUCGUUCAGAUUGACGUAGUAGAUUCCGGGCGCGGCAUUAGCCCGGAAUAUCUUCAGCAUCAUUUAUUCGCCCCCUUCGCCCAGGAGGACUCCCUGUCUGCCGGAGCCGGUCUAGGCCUGAGCUUGGUGAAACAGAUAGUUUCCAAGCUGCGUGGAUCUAUCCAAGUCUGGAGCAAGCUCGGACAAGGAACGAAAGUGAGGGUUCAGCUUCCCUUACUGUGCGCCGACCCAGCACCACCAACGGUCGCCGACACAGAGGAUCAAGGAAGCACUAUCGAUGCUUUCCGGGCAUCUGUUAGCGAGCUCCGGGGCCUCAGAGUCAAGAUGAUCGGAUUCCCUCAAGACUAUGGCGUCAAAAUGCCCGACGACCUAGCCAGCAACAGCCCCAGCGAAGGAGCUCUGGUCACACACCUCUGCAGGGAGUGGCUUAAUAUGCAUAUUAUUGACCAGUCCGUCCCAUCUCCGCAGCAACUUCUUCCCGACUUGGUCUUGUCCAGGGAAAAACAGCUGGAGCAGCUUCUGAUGGAGCGCCGGUUGGGUCUCAUAACCACGCCUGUCGUGGUGAUUUGCCGGAACGCCCUUAUUGCGCGCCAACUGGCUACCUCGGCACGAUUUACCGGCCAUCGCAUCGUCUUCGAGUUUAUCUCCCAGCCCAUCGGUCCGAGAAAGCUCGCCAAGGUCCUAUUGCUCAGUUUCAAGCGAUGGACCAAAAUACAAGAACGAGCGAUACCCACUCCUACGAUGCUGUCCUUGGCCAGCCCAGAACCAUCGGACACAGGUGGUGACACGCCGACAGGGCCGGCUCUGGACGGACUUGCGGAGGCCGGAAGUACCGAGGCACUUUCCGACGUUUCCCCGGUAGAAGAUGUUCCUGCAGAUUUGGAACAGUUGCCAAGGAGUGCCGCCGAAAGACUGCACAGUACCAGCAUGGACAAUGAAGUUGUGAAGGAGGAGGAUACGGAACUCAGACCAGAGGACAUUGCCUUACCGGACACACCGGAAGAGCGGCCCAAAACACUAACCCCCGAUGGUCCUGACACCCCGCGACUACCCCACAGACCGAAGAAGUCUAAGGAUCGGCCCAAGUUUCUUAUGGUUGACGACAACCCGCUCAACCUCAAGAUGUUGGCGACGUACAUGGCGAGACUGGGGCAUGAUUACCAAAACGCAAGAGACGGCCAAGAAGCAUUGGAUGCGUUCCGGCAAUCGGCGGGCGAGUACCAUUGCAUCUUGAUGGACAUCUCGAUGCCUGUGAUGGACGGAUUUGAGGCCACACGACGGAUCCGUGCCAUUGAGUCGAAGGAGAACUUAUCACGCUGUCUGAUCAUCGCACUCACGGGACUAGCAUCUGCCAACGCGCAGCAAGAAGCGUUUGCGAGCGGCAUCGAUCUUUUCCUGACGAAACCCGUGCGACUGAAGGAGCUGAGCAAGAUACUGGAGAAUAAGGGUGUAGCAUGAUGAGCAAUGAGCAACGGGAC
Colletotrichum phormii is the source of this 4248-nucleotide messenger RNA. RefSeq names its product hsp90-like protein. Lineage: Eukaryota; Fungi; Ascomycota; Sordariomycetes; Glomerellales; Glomerellaceae. The transcript has 2 exons. Bases 203 to 4228 code for a protein of 1341 amino acids. The record is from RefSeq and is a predicted model, not a curated record. Gene Ontology annotation, biological process: phosphorelay signal transduction system; protein autophosphorylation. Gene Ontology annotation, molecular function: histidine phosphotransfer kinase activity; phosphorelay sensor kinase activity. Gene Ontology annotation, cellular component: plasma membrane.